UCCAGACCUCACUCAAAAAUGGAGCUAAGUCGGUUCGUAUUCGUAGCACUGCUCCACUUCUUUCCCUUGGAAUGCAGCAAGUUAGUUGACUUUUGCCAGUUGCCCUACUGUGGAGCAAAUAACCUAGCCUGCAAUAAUCCAUCUAAGUUCAGCAUCAUGUGUCCACCGAAUGCCAGAACUCUUUCCAUGUCCACCUACCGAAAUUUAUUGCUGAGUGCCUUCAAUGAGUUUCGCAACUUCACGGCGAGCGGAAAGCAUAAGUAUCUUAAGGCAGCGGCGGCACGAAUGUCCCGAUUGAGUUACUCAGUGGAACUGGAGAACCUAGCCCGACUGGCGGUCAUCACGUGCUCCGCGCACAAGUUCUGCCUGAGCUCACCGGAAUUCUAUUACGUGGGCACCAAUACAGGAUCAACCUCCUAUUCGGGUAGCUUACACGACUACGAGGACCUGGAACUCAUGUUGCGGACUAUCCAGGAUUGGACCAGAUAUGCCGACUACAUCAACAUUAAAAUGGGUCUCUAUAUGCCGAAUACUUUGGAGAAAAGUGAAAUAGCAAAAGCCCUACUCCUGAUGGCAGAUCGAAACACCCAUGUGGGCUGUUCGGCCAUGAGAUUCACCGUGCACUUCGUCCACAACUUCAUCUUCUUGUGCGCCUUUAGCACCGAUCUUCUCGUGGAGCGUCCCAUUUACCGGAUGUCCAGUAAGCCAGGAGCUUCGUGCCAGCGCUUGGAUGCCACAUACUCAGUACUUUGUGCUGUUGGGGAAAACUACGACAACAAUAAGCCAGUGGCGAAUGCAAGGGUUUUCCAGUUACCCCUCGAUAUGUCCAUUGGUCGACAAGCUCAUGUGCCAGCCACAUAGAACGAGCUUAAAGUGAACUUUUAAAUUCGCACAGCAGAAAUUAGUUUUUGUUUCUCGAGUUUUUUUAGAGUGCCGAUGGCCAGACAAAAGUACACGCCCCUGGAUACCCGAGCCAAAUCAGCGCACAAAAACAAAUAGUUAACACCCAGACAUGGUCAUGGCAGAGGAGCAAGGAGGAGCAAGGAGGAGCAAGGAGGAGGAGAGAAGGAGGAGCACCAGCAGCAGGAACAGACAUUUCAGCGCCGCCUCGAUAAUCACAGGACACAUUUGCAUAUAAACACGCUUCCGGGCUGAUGUCCUUCGCAUGCAAAUGAAAACAUUAGCGAGGCACACGCGCAUUCGCAUCCGCAUCCGCAUCUGCGAAAUGCAGAUACAAGGCCAGGGACAGAUUCAGAUACAGAUACAGAUACAUUUACAGAUACAAAUGACAUUCGUCGCUGUAGCUGUCGCCGUCGCAGUCGCUGUUGCCUCUUCCCUGCUUAAAUAUAUAUUUCAAUUAAAAUUUUACACACGAAUAAAUGCAAAGCCACGCCCAGCACAUUAGAUCCCCCCAGUCGCUCCCUCCGCCAAAUCCCAGUCGCAAUCCCCUCCAGCUCUCACUCCUCCCUCCUCUGCGGAUGCGGAAGCUCCGCUGGCAGUGUCCAACUUGUGUCGCUUGUUUAUGAGCGUCUGAAGGCCACGAGUGCAGACAGCAGACAGCAGACACGGACAUGGCCAUAAAACGGUCCCCGUUUAUCGGGAGGGUGUGCGAGAUUCAGAUACGUUGCGGACUCGGAUGGGGCACAGGGAUCAGGGAUCUGCCUUCCCGAAUGGCAGCCAAUGGAGCAUGCUGCUGAAUGUCCACGGAAUUAUUCAAAAGUUUCACGGCGGAGACAGAACAGCGGCUCCCAUGAAACGAUGAGUUUGGCAUUGUGACAAGACGAACUGGCUGUUCCAAAAGGGCCAAUCAUGGACGCGAAGGGAUGGGCAUAAAGUGUUGUUGUACAUAAAAAAUUAGUAGGGAGGAUAUCAUUUUUCAGUGCUAGGAUCCUUAAUGCGUGAGUAUAGAGACCUAGUGGAUUUCCGAAUCAGAAGAACUUAAAAAUACGCCGCAAUGAUCUGAAAUACGCAUUGUAACCAUGCAACUUUCUUAUGCCUUAUCAUAUUAUUUAUGUGGAUGCUCCACUCAUUUUUCUCCGCCAGUCUCUCAAUCCGCCAUUAUGAUGGUCUCCAUUUCGAGAGCAGCCCAGAGUCAACCAUGAACUUGAACUUGCGACUGUAAUAAUAAUAAUAAUGCAGAUCCCGACUGACAAUCCCUGUGCCUCCUCCCCACUUCCAGUUGGAGCCGGGCAGCUUUUAUUCCUUUUUCAUAGUCAGCUCAUCCUCAUUCCGUCUGUCCAUGGCCUCUGUCUGCGGCCAUUGUCUGGCUUGCAUUUCAAAUUCUAAGCAAAUUUGUCGACUCAGGAGGGGGUGGGGUGGAUAUGAGAUGUGGGAAGGAGUGGAGCUGCAGGAUCUGAUUCCUGGGUGUGAGCAGGCGCAACAUUUUAUGAGCGUGCCCGCGAUGCAGCGAGCCAGAUAUGACCAGCAAACGUCUGCUCGGCGGACUCCAACUGCUCCAGUUUCCAGUGCAACCUUUUCAAUGGCUUUUGCUUUUACACUCACAGAAAAUGGCAAGAAAAUC
This is a messenger RNA of Drosophila santomea, 2521 nucleotides long. Its product is annotated as allergen Tab y 5.0101. The transcript has 3 exons. The record is from RefSeq and is a predicted model, not a curated record. NCBI's taxonomy places the organism in Eukaryota, Metazoa, Arthropoda, Insecta, Diptera, Drosophilidae. Bases 19 to 861 code for a protein of 280 amino acids.